AUGGAAUACAAAGGCUAUUUGAUGGCCGUCGACGGCUAUAUGAACCUCCAGCUCGGCAACUCUGAAGAGUACAUCGACGGUGCUCUCGCUGGACAUCUCGUACAAGAUAGAACGCUUCAGUUUACAAGUGCCUCCAGUAGACUCGGCCGGCAUCAAAUGGCGCUGGAAGAUUACGAAAUCGAAGAACAAGAUCACGGACAUUUAGGAGUCCAUGUUGCCGUCUCGGAUGAGCUAAUUGACAAACUUCAUAACGUAUACACGCCUAAAUCCAAGCCGAAAAAGCCAAAAAACUCAAAGUACAAGCCGAAGCAUCACGAUAAAGUAAACUAUCAGUUCAACAUCGACGUCGACGGAUUCGUCCCGAAGACGAAAGAUGAGUACUUCGCUAAGAUCGAUUCCUGGGGAUGGUCAUCUCAUUUCGCGUCCGUUCUCUGUGGAGGAAGACCGCUUAGAUCAACAUUCGCCAGCUUGUUCGAACGCUAUGGCUUUUUUCACAAAGGCUUUGUCGACUCUCGUACCUUUUUCAAUUUCUGUGACUCAAUCGAAUUCAAGUACUCCAGGCAUCGGAAUUUCUACCAUAAUGGUAUCCACGGUACAGACGUUCUCCAGACUGUACAUGUGAUGAUCAAUAGCACCGGGCUGAUAAAUUUUCUCAACGAUCUGGAAAUAUUAGCGAUCCUCUUCGCCGCUGGAUGCCACGAUGUCGAGCAUACCGGCACCACCAAUGACUUUCAUAAAGAUACCGAAAGCGAGCUUGCUCAGAUGUAUAACAACGUGUCUGUGUUAGAAAAUCACCACUUAGCAACGACGUGGAAUACAUUAAACGAAAAAGAUUGUAACAUGCUAGCGAAACUUGAUGAUAAGCAAUUAGAAUAUUUCAAGGAGCUUGUCACAGAGAUGAUUCUACACACAGAUUUGGCAAAGCAUUUCGAUCAAGUAAAGAGCAUCAAUUCUGCGCUAACCGUGAUGACUCCUGAAAAAUGGUCAGAGUACGAGAACAGUCCAGAUGAAGAGCUCCUCGCCCCCUUCGACAAGAAGAGUCUUUUAGCUAUGGUAUUGCAUGCAGCAGACAUCUCGAAUGCGGCGAAGCCCUGGCACUUGCAGCAAUUAUUCACCAUGCAGAUUCUGCAAGAGUUCUUCUUCCAAGGAGAUGAGCUCAAACAGAGAAACAUGACGCUGCCUCCUCUGUCAAACAGGACGACCACGAACAUACCAGACAGUCAAAUAGGAUUCAUCGCAUAUCUUGUCAAGCCACUCUAUGAGUCUAUGUCGAAUUGCCUCCGAUCAAUGGCACCAGUGAUUGCAGCUCGCGCGAAGAAAGGAUCAAGCUAUGUACACGAACGAUUGUCAACGUGUUCUAUUCUCAAAACGAUGGAUGACUUUGAUAAGCUGUGGCGUGGAAAUUUAACCUACAACUCUGAUCGUUGGGCGAAAAUCAAAAAUGCUGAGAACAGAUUUCAGAGACCGAGUGUGAUGCCCAAGAAACCCCGCAUUUUGGAAAAGCAUAAGUCAGACGAACCUGUGCCAAUUGUAGAAGAUGCCGGAGAAUCUGAGGAAGAAAGCGAAAAUGAAGAAAUGAAUCAAAUGUUCAUUAGCAAAGCUCGCAAGUCUCUCGCCAUGUCACACCCCGCAACGAUGUCCGCGAAUCCCGAUAACAUCCCUGUGGAUAUUGCCAUCGAUGCAUAUGAGAGUCCAGAAGAGUCAGAAACUGACGAAUGA
Molecule: messenger RNA, 1719 nt
Organism: Oikopleura dioica
Lineage: Eukaryota; Metazoa; Chordata; Appendicularia; Copelata; Oikopleuridae
Source: the annotation of a GenBank genome assembly